Messenger RNA from Penicillium soppii, 1266 nucleotides. Its product is annotated as M20 family metallopeptidase. Bases 1 to 1266 code for a protein of 421 amino acids. NCBI's taxonomy places the organism in Eukaryota, Fungi, Ascomycota, Eurotiomycetes, Eurotiales, Aspergillaceae. The record is from RefSeq and is a predicted model, not a curated record. Gene Ontology annotation, molecular function: hydrolase activity. The transcript has a single exon.
AUGGAUCUAGAAGAGAAAAAGAAUAAUCUGGGCGAGAUUGUCAAUCGCUACCGCCCAGACAUCAAACCAUUCGAAGAUGUCUAUCGACACCUCCACACCAAUCCAGAACUAUCAGGCCAAGAAGAAGAAACCGCCAAGAUAGCAUCCAAUCACCUGAAAAGCCUCGACUUUGAAGUCCACACCAAAAUCGGCGGCCACGGCGUAGCAGGCAUCCUCCGUAACGGCGAUGGCCCAACCAUCCUCCUGCGGGCGGACAUGGACGCCCUACCCGUAAAAGAACAAACAGGCCUCCCCUACGCAAGCACCAAGCACAUCAAAGACAAAGACGGCGUGAAGCCAGUCAUGCACGCCUGCGGACACGACUCGCACGUUGCAACCCUGAUGGCGGCCUCUACGCUCCUAAACAGCGCCCGCGAGCACUGGAGCGGCACGCUAAUCUGCAUCUUCCAGCCAGCGGAGGAACACCUCGACGGCGCGCAGGCCAUGCUUGACGACGGGCUCUACGACAAGAUCCCCAAGCCGGAUCUUGUGCUCGCGUCGCACGUCAUGCGCAUGCGCGCAGGCACGGUCAACCUGCACGCGGGGCCGCUACUCACAGCAGCAGACGCCUACGACGUCCGGGUCUUCGGUCGGGGCGGGCACGGCUCUGCGCCUCAGACGACGAUCGAUCCUAUCGUUAUUGGUGCCGCGAUCGUCACGAAGCUGCAGUCUAUUGUUUCGCGUGAAGUUACGCCCGGCAAAAUGGCGGUUGUGACCUGUGGUAGUAUCCAUGCUGGCAAUUCGCCAAAUAUUAUCCCCGCGCAUCUCGAUCUGCAGCUCAAUGUGCGCACGUUUGACGAUGAUGUGCGCAAGCGCGUGUGUGGUGCUAUCCAUCGCAUUAUUGAGGCGGAGUGCCAGGCUGCUGGGGCGGUUGAGAAGCCUAUGGUUAAGCUUACUUAUUCGACGCCAUCGACUAUCAAUGAUGGUAAGACUAUUGAUUCUCUUCGGGAGACGUUCCAGCCGUUCUUUGGGGAGAAUCUUGUUGAGAUGGAACCGCCGGCUGCUAGUGAGGAUUUCUCUUUGUUGGCGACUGCUGUUGGGGCACCGUAUGUUAUGUGGAUGUUUGGUGGGACGGAUCCUGAGACUUGGGAUGAUGCUGUUGCUAAGGGCACUGUUGAUCGGUUGCCUGGAAAUCACUCGCCUUUCUUCGCGCCGGUUAUCCAGCCCACUCUGCGGACGGGAAUUGAUGCGAUGGCGCUUGGAGCCUUGACCUUUUUGAAGAAGUGA